Molecule: messenger RNA, 7834 nt
Organism: Amoebophrya sp. A120
Lineage: Eukaryota; Dinophyceae; Syndiniales; Amoebophryaceae
Source: the annotation of a GenBank genome assembly
CGAGGCUGCUGCAGCGAGCAGCUAGCAAGUGGUGUAAGUGAAUCUUUUACGAAGGCGAACUACAACACCGAGGAGUCGUUUCUGUUGAAAAGCUAUCAUCAUCAGGAGGAGGUGGUGUCGUGUAGCUCGUUUUCAAGAUGUCUUCCUCUGAUGCCAAACCCGGCGAGCAGAAGCCGGACCAAAAUAAAUCCUCGUCCAGCUCCUCGAUGUCUGUUGGAGUUUCCGUCGCAGGUACAACUACCGGAGGACCCGGACAAGCGCGGCCCUGUCUCAUUUCAAGUACCAGCUCGAACACCGGACGACCACUCGAAAAUAAGCUCCUGCUGACCCCUGCAGUUUCACCUGCCGGCAGCCCGGGGGCCGCCGAAGCCGUAGUUCCGUCGAGGGACGAUCUUGUCGGAGGUGGCCAAAAUUCGUCCUCCGCGCGGCGACCCUCUCCGCCAGCUUCGGCCGCUGCCAGCAAAGCGAGCAAUGCAUCAAAUGUUAGAGCUGCUCAUCUUGUUCCGAAGCAGGCCGCAAAUAACGCUAGGACCAGCACUCGCGCGAUGAAGACAGCAGCGGCAAAACCUGCUGGUGCAGCAGCGGUGAAUAAAACGCCAGCUGGUCCUCCCCGUGCUGCGAAGCACGCUACGAGCAAUGGACCUCGAUCUUCCGUGGCGCUGUCCACAAACAGCAAGACCCCGGGACUUGGAAAACUGUCUACCGGCGGCGGGAAAAAGGCCAGCACGGUGGGCGAAGUGAUCGAGGAGGGAGAUUGGAUCAAGGUGGUGAAGAAGAAGCACCCGCUGGCGAACAUGGAUAUCACACAGAAAUAGAAAGCGGGCAGGUGGUCACAUUUGUGAUGCGAAAAUUAAAAACAGACCAACAAACGGAAAAAUCUCCAAUUGGCGAGCCCAUAGCCUGCUGUGUGAGACAUUGUGCAAGAGAGUUAGUUCAUCAUCUUGGUUUGUGUGCGCUUAUUUUUGCAGUAGUGGUAACUGUAGCUUUUUUCUGUGUGAUAAUGGAAGCAGGCUACGUAGUACACGUGGAAACGGAAAGGAAACCGAUGACAUACGUAUCUUUAUCCGAUAAAACCUUCAUGCUGAUGUCUGCUGCUCCGGCGCUCUUGCAUAAUUAUUCUUCAAAGCAUAGUAGUUCGCAUUCACUUUCAUCAGAUUUCCGUGCCUAUUUCGUUUCUAACAUGAUUUUGCAACCUUUAAUUCACGACCCAAAACAGACCGUGAUCGUGCCCAACAUCCUGAGCCUGCAGUUCCAAUCUUUCGGAAACUUGAAGAAAUUCCGCGAGGAAUCUGUGGAGAAACGGUGGGCGGUGAAAACGGUGCCGAAUGAGAUCAUUGAAACCAAAUUGAUCGAGGCACUGGGAUUGGAACGUACCUAGUUGCUUUGUUGGAAUUGGUGUAGUUCAGGACCACCUUGUUUGCAUGAUUCGUCUUUGCGUGCAGGUCCACCCUGCAUGCAGUCAAAUUACUUAACAAGAUCAUUAACAUGAUGAUGACCACGUGGCAAGUAUGUCAUGUAAUUUUUCUAUGUCUAUGUCAUGGAAAUUGAAGUGAAGCUGGCAUGAUUUUUCUACUGUAUCGCAACUUCCAAAAAGGCACCUUCGACGACGAUGAGGAGGAGGAGAGCGAGGCAGAAGGCGAGGACGCCGCUCAUCUUCUUGGCAACCUACAAGAGGAGGACCAGCAUGUAGUUCUGGAGGGAAAUGCUGAUGGUGCUGGUGAUCGUCCACGAAGAAACCCCCUUGCUGCAGGCGCUGGACCACGACCUGCUGGUGCCAUCACUGAUGAUGAAGCACAAGGAAGAAUCAUCGCUGAAGUCCCGCGCCCAACCACCGCAAUUACUUCUAGUAGCAGCAACUUUGAUGUUGAUGUGCAUGUGCCUCCAUCGUCAUCUGGGGUAUUCAAUCGAAGCGCACAGAACGACCAAGUAGAUGAUCUCUCGCACGAUGGGCAGGGAAGCGUCGUCGCAUCAAAGGCACCGUUGCAGCAAGAUGCUGGUGGCCUUGUCGAUUCGGGAGAUGCAGCGCCUCGGGACGAAGUGGCACAACUUGCUCCAUCAAAAAGUAUGGAGUCGUUACCUCAGUCCAUCCUUUCCAACCCGCCGUCCGCAGUCCGGCCAACGAGGAAAAACUCCGGCAGGAAGCGCACGGCAGCUGUCAAUGUGCGGUGGGAUGAAGGUAUGAUGAUGUCGUUGUACGUCUGUCUAUCUUCCGUUGAGCGAAGAUAUUAGGACAUGAAGUAGCCCCCGGCGCAAAAACGUCUACCUACCAGUAAUAUCAGCUGAGUGAUAUUACUAUUACGACAUGAAGUAGCCGGAGCAAAAACUAUUCUCUUUCAGCAUGGUCGUGUUGGCGUGAUUUUUUUGAUGCGUAGUGAUCAGAAUCCGAAAUAGUAAAGUAGAGCCGAUGAAUGAGUAAAAUAAUAUCAACUUCUUGCACGCCAGACGUCGAAGUUCUCGAGCCCGCUCCUCCGCUGAAGAAAGCAGUGCUCAGCAGCCAAAAGAGUAAAACCGGCGCUACUGGAGGCGUCGAACAGACCCAAGAAGACCAAGAUGCCCAAGUUGACAAUCUUGGUGGCAAUGAAGCGUCUUCUUCAUCAGCUUCUAGUUUUGCUGCUAAUAUCACCGCCGACCAGGAUGCAGAUGAACAAGAAAAUAUUACUGGCGACCCGAGUCUACUUGACGACAACCAAGCAGCCACCUUCGAGAGCUGCGACUUGAAGAUCAAUAAACUGAACAACAAAGCGCGCAGUCGCAGCAACUCCAAGCAAUCCUCUCCUGGCGGCGCGAACAAGAAAAAUUCCCGACCGGAUUCCGCGAAUUCGAAAAGCAAAAAGAACCUCUCCAUGGUCACACCGCGCCCCAUCCGGAAGUCGUUUGCCGCGAUCGGUGUGAAAAGGAGUGGCAAAAACGGCGAGACAAACAACAGUCCGGUGCCGAACAGCGAGCAUCGGAAGACCCCCGGGGCGGACUGGAUGAUUCCCUCGCGAAUGUCCAGUGCGCGGAAGCGGAAGAAUAUCCAAGAAAAAAACUGUGUAAGUGUAAAUUUGUGUUGCAGAACAUGCAACAGAGUUACACCUGUCAUGCCAGACAGCCAUGAAGUCCGCUUUUCAUGUGUGUUUUCCCUUACAAGCCACACAUGACAGGUUUUCUCUGUCAUGUAGAGCAAAUUUGUGAUGCUGUUUCUCACAAAAAGUUACACUUACACACUUUUUUUCCUGGAUAAAGAAGUUCGACAGGAUGGAGAUUGUGGGGCACGACAGCGAGGAGUGUGAGGAAAACGAGCACAGCGAAGAGGAGGACCACGUGAAUCUCAAAGAACUGCUCGGAGAGGACGACGGCAGGGGGCGGUCCGCUAAGAGAAGUGGCAACAUCAAGAAUAAACUGCUUCGCAGUGGUAAAAAAGAGAUAACGCAGUAUGACGAAGAAGACGACCUUCUCCUGCUCGCCCGGCAAAACCGGCACUUGAACUCUUCGUCGAAAAAAUUCCGGGACGACGGACCGGCCAGUUGCUCAAAGAGGCUGGACAUGGAGGCGCGGCUUGUGGGCGAGUUGGAGCCGAUGCGGGACCUCUCCUCGGUGGCUCUGAUGAAGGAAAGCGAGGUAGACGCUUGCUUCGUCCCGCGGAGCCAAAACUCGAGUAUUUUUCACUCUAUGAUCGACGAACCAAGUUGCAGCUCGCCCAAAAACAACGGCAGCGAAGUGGCGGUGGAGCUACAUCAGAAGGAAGUUGCAGCGCCGUCGACCAAUGAUCGCGACGAAAUAUUAAACGUUGCUGGGGGUACUAGUGGUCCUGCUUCGCUCCUACACAAGAAGGAUUGCUACAACGACAAGGUUUUCUCAGACGACGAGGAACAAAGCAGUAAGCACGUUCUGGCGAGGAGAAAUGCAAAGUCUUCUUCUUCCAAAGUUUUCCCUGCAGUAGAGGGCGAAGAAGUACUAGAGUUGUUGUCUGGAAAAAGAGACGAGCAGGAUCAUGGUCGUGCAGCUGCAGGAACAAGCUCAAGCUGCAAAAAAAUGCAGCUAUCCGCGGAAGAAAGUCGUGAUCCCGUGUUGAAGAAAAAGUCCUCAAAGACAAGGAACAAAGAGAAAAACGCGUCCAUCAGCUGCUCCGGGCCAGCAGUCGACGCGUUAGAGACGAGUAGGGUGGAAGAGCAGGAAGACGGAGUCUUUUCGUCGCCGAAAAGAAAAAGACUUGUAGGGGCGACCUCAAAGAUCGGCGUGGCGGAAGACAAAGACGAAAAGCUGCAAAUGAAAGAUCUAGAUCAUAAACAAGCCCCCGCCCUCGCGAGGACCGUGCACGACCCGCAAGAAGAAUUGCCGCACCUACUACAGCAGGUGACGCCCUCGAUUUCUGGGUCAUCUUCGUCCUCCAGCUCGUCCUCCUCCAGCCGUCCUGUCAACAUCGGGGUUGUAGUUGCCGCGCAUGGUCAAGAGCAAGGUCAUGCGCCAAGCAGCGUUUUUGUUUCUGGAGGUGCAAACAACAACCAGGUUCUUGGCCCUGAUGUGCCGCGGCCAGCACAACCCGAUAUAAUGCAGGUGGACCUCCAGCAGCUGCGCCGUCCGGAUGCUGAAGAGCAGGCGAAUAAGAAUCUCCUACCAGUGCUAGCAGCUACUGACCAGUGGAAAAGUAAAAAGAUUGAUACCUCCGAGCAGCAAGAAAAGAGCCUGAGUCACCUGCUUUUCUCUGCCCCGCACAGCGGUAGUCACCACCGCAGAAGUUCGAGUUUUGUCGAAAACGAGCAAGAGCUCUCCAGUGCGGAAUCCAGCAGCUUUAACCGGUUUGAAACGGAGAGCAACAGCGACAUCCAGUGGAAGAAAAUCCAAUUGUAUCCAAAACAUUUUGAUAUUGAUGUUCUCGUACACGACCGCCAAAUGAUUUAUGCUGUAGGUUUCAUCUGGCCGUGCAUCUCCAUGUCCUGCGCCCAAAGCUGCUUGCGGCGACGGUGCAAAGGAUUUUCUUUUGGAUGUGGCGCAGGAGUCAGGUGUGUAUGACGGCCUUUGCUUCAACCUCUUCUCCGCUUGGCAGGUGGCAUGCUGUGGUUCUUAUAUGGCAAAAUUUUUGAUUUAAGUACUGAAAUUUAAUGUUUGCAAUUACAAGUACGUGUGCGGGGAUUUAUCUGUAUUGCAUAAGUCGCACGAGUUUCGGAAGGAGGAGCGGAAAAGAGCGGAAUACGGGGAAAGGAGCUGCACGAGGGAAUCGCUACUGCCGGAAUUUCCUCAGAUAGAGGUGGAGGCAGCUGCUGCCGCUGCUGCUGCGACAAGAAGAGAUACUGGAGUAAUGGACGUCGAAGAACAAGCGGAGCAGCUGCAGACGAACGUCGAGCGAGAAACAAGGAUAAGAAAUCAUGCUGCUGGUGUACUAGAUGUAGAUGCAAAUGACGCAUCACAAGCCGCUCGACCACAUCCUCUUCCUGCGGAGCAGCUUUCCGCGGCUGCUACGGCCACUGAGAAGGAGAAAUCCGCUAGUUCUACGCUGGCAGGAACAUCAGCAGCUUCUGCCUCUUCCUCGUCUUCACAAUCAGCUGCGCAGGCGUCUCUUGAUGCGCCACGACCUGGAGCAGGUCUCGUAGAUGCUGUGUCGGCAACAUCGGCCUCCUCGGCUUCUAGUACAACCUGUAACAAGCGCCCGGCUAGGGCUGAGAGGGAGCGAACCGAAGAUGUUGAGCAGCAGAUGUUGAAGCCGCAAAACGUCGUGGUAGAAGAAGACAUCAACCUAGAAGCAGGAGCAAUCCAGGCAGCCCCACCACGACCUCCCGCUGCGGCUGUCGAUCUUUCCCAGCGAACAAAGCAAAAAUCUGGUGGGGACCACCACGUCGAGCAUGAUUCCGCUAGCACUGCGGUUCUUGCCCAAAUAAACAUAAAGCCCGCGCCGGCCGCUGCUUGUUCAUCUGAAUGUCCACAGCCAGACGGCCAGGACCUUCCUCGAGGGACGAAAUCAGUGGCGCAGGAGCAAAGUGAAUUAGCGCAAGCUGCAGAGACCGCCGCUGCAAAGAGACGGCGAAAGGAGCCCACGACCAGCACCGGGAUAAACUUAAACAAAGAAACGUCGUCGACCACCACGUCCAAUAUAUCUGCAACGGGCUGGAAAAACUUUCAGAGGGAAAUGCGCAGCAAAAACUUCACCGGGGCCGGAUCGUCGUCCUCGUCGUCCAGUGCAGCAGGUAUAGAAUUACUUUUGUUUUCUACGUGCUAAUCUGAAGUUGUCUACGUGCUAACUCGCUGUUUUUAGUUUGUGAUUUGUAUAAUUAAAAAAAAAAUUACUUUUGUUUUCGCUCGACGGGAUUAUUGCAAUAUCGACGGUUGCUCCUCGGUGCGAUGCUUUCCAAUUUUAAAGUUGUAUUUCGUAAGUGCUGCAAUUGCAAAUCUUCAUAUUCAUCGGAACAAGAAGAAGACUCUUCUUGCUGAUCGUCCUCGACCAAACACAAGAACUUUAUUCUACCAGGCGCUUCUUCUUCCAGUGUAGCCCAAGGGUCGACCGCCCCACAGCACACGGCCGCAAGCGCUAUCUUCUCCAAGCCGGUCCUCUGCCACAACAAAACUUCUGCCGAUAUUAACAAGAAGUUGAAGAAGCAGGACAAAGUUCUGAGUUUCCGCGAAAAGAUGGCUUUACCCGCAGAGCCGUUGACCGCAAAGCUGAUUAAACUGAGGUUGGGGAAAUUCGAGAAGCAGAAAGAACAGCAGCAGCCGAUGAAGAAAGUACAACUACCUCUACCGGCGGCUGGGGCUAAUAUUAAGGCAUCCGCACCAUCAUCUUCAUCUUCCAGUACUUCUUCUAGAACAACCGCAACCGCAACUGCACCAGCUGCAAACACGUCUAUCUCGUCGUGUCCUUUUACGAUUCCGCAGUUAGAGGAGGCGUCGAAGAGAAUCGCGGACUGCUACAACGAAACAAUCGCCGGGAUAGACCCAAACGAUGAGAAGAACAAGAAGUUCAUUUUCCGACAACACAAGAAGGAUUUACUCCUCGCGAAAACGCAGGUGACGGAACAGCAACUGGCGUGGCUGGAAAAUUUGCAACAGAUUCAGAUCAGCAAAAACAUGAUCUUCUUUUUGCAGUGGAAUAAGAAGAAGUAGGCCGAAAGUACUAAGAGGAUGUAGUUGCUUAUCUCCGUGUUUAUUAUUUUUGCAGCUGUGCAGCCGCGUCCUAAUUUUUAUUUUUGAGAAAUGAAAGAGAAAGAAUGAAAGACAAACGAGAAAUACUCCCUUUCCUUCUGAGCUAUUUUCACGUGUAGUCAAAAACGUUUGUAAACAAGCAGCACAAUUAUAAUUUUCCCAAAGUGCUGACUUUUUUAUCAACUUCAACAUCUUCCGGAUAAUAUCACUUAACGUCUAUGAGUCUACGACCAGGACCGCGGCGUCGGUUAGUUUACUAGUAGUUGGCGAAGAAUGUAACGACAUACGGAUAAAAGAAUAGCAAAUGAUCGCGACCGACGCUAAUCUAGUCGCCCACUUUCCCCGCGACGACGUAUUGGGCUCUUUACAGACCGGAUCCAUGCAGACGGAAUAAAGCUGGACAGACGUCGCGUGUAACUGGGCUGUAUAGUGACCAAUUAUGAUUUUCGCAUCCUAUACAGAGUCCGCUUUUGGAGACGAAGUCAGUCUUAAAAAGACGUAUGGCGAGUAAAUGAAGAUGUGGCAAAAAAAUGCGUACAACUCCCGAAGUACAACGGCUUUUGCGACAAAACCAAAACGACACCGGAUCUAUUCAGAGGCAGAAUUAGAAGCCGACGGCUGACCCAUUCAUCGACGGGCGCUAGCUAGCAGCGUGCCCGCCCACAACUGUCUGCCCUUUGGCAAGCAAGAGCGUACGACUCUGCGCUUCAAGACUCUGCAC